AUGCCUGAAACGCCUGCAGGGCCUCCCAGUGUUGAAAAUACCUCUGUUGCCUCUCCAGUUGGUUCUACUAGUCCUAAUAAAAGUGGACCCCUAGGUAAAUUCCUUGAUAAUGUUAUGGAGAACAAUCCAUAUUUCGCCGCUGGUGGUGGAUUGAUGUUAUUGGGGACUGGUCUGGCAGUUGCUAGAUCCGGGGUUGUUAGAGCAAGUAGGCUGCUAUAUCGUCAGAUGAUUGUAGAUCUAGAAAUUCAGUCUAAGGAUAAGAGUUACAGUUGGUUUUUACAAUGGAUGUCCAAUCAUCCACAUAGGAUUUCCAAGCAUUUAUCUGUGAGAACUACUUAUAUACAACAUGAUAAUGGAUCGGCUAGUACCAAGUUUGCUUUAGUACCAGGUCCUGGUAACCAUUGGAUUCGUUAUAAAGGAGCCUACAUUAGAAUCAAAAGAGAAAGAUCGGGAAAAAUGAUAGAUAUUACCAGUGGAUCUCCAUUUGAAAUUGUGACCCUAACUACAUUAUGGAGAGAUAGACAUCUUUUCAAUGAAAUCUUAGAUGAAGCUAAAGGUAUUGCCUUAAAGAGUACAGAGGGUAAAACUGUGAUUUACACAUCUUUUGGGCCUGAGUGGAGGAAAUUUGGCCAACCAAAAGCAAAGAGAGCACUGCCUUCGGUGAUCCUUGAUAAGGGAAUCUCAGGUGGAAUAGUAGAGGAUAUAAGAGAUUUUAUGAAAAAUGGUAAGUGGUAUUCGGAUAGAGGUAUCCCCUAUAGAAGAGGUUAUUUACUAUAUGGGCCACCAGGUUCUGGUAAGACAAGCUUUAUUCAGGCCUUAGCUGGUGAAUUGGAUUAUAACAUUUGUAUCUUAAAUUUGUCUGAGGGCCACUUGACAGAUGAUAGGUUAAAUCAUUUGAUGAAUAACAUGCCAGAAAGGAGUUUACUUCUACUAGAGGAUAUCGAUGCCGCUUUCAACACGAGAAAACAAUCAGGUGAGAAUGGAUUCCACUCUAGUGUUACUUUCAGUGGUCUACUAAAUGCAUUAGAUGGUGUCACCUCUUCGGAGGAGGCAAUUACAUUCAUGACCACGAAUCAUCCAGAAAAAUUGGAUCCGGCUCUUAUGAGGCCAGGUAGAAUUGAUUAUAAGGUUUACAUCGGAGAUGCUACACCUUAUCAGGUGGAAAAGAUGUUCAUGAAAUUCUACCCAGGUGAAUCUGAAUUGUGCAAACAAUUUGUCGAUAAAAUACGCAAUUUGGACAUUACUGUAAGUACAGCUCAUCUGCAAGGCCUCUUUGUUAUGAAUAAGGACCAGCCCGCUAAGGCCUUGCACAUGGCUGAUACGCUACGUAACCAAAACAAUUUCUUGUAA
Molecule: messenger RNA, 1350 nt
Organism: Zygosaccharomyces rouxii
Lineage: Eukaryota; Fungi; Ascomycota; Saccharomycetes; Saccharomycetales; Saccharomycetaceae
Gene: BCS1
Product: bifunctional AAA family ATPase chaperone/translocase BCS1
Exons: 1
Coding region: 1-1350 (449 amino acids)
Biological process (GO): protein insertion into mitochondrial inner membrane from matrix; mitochondrial respiratory chain complex III assembly
Cellular component (GO): mitochondrial inner membrane
Molecular function (GO): ATP hydrolysis activity; ATP binding
Source: RefSeq, a predicted model, not a curated record